AGCUGAUAUUCGACAAUUGUAUUUCCAUUCAACUUGUGCUUUCUUCACAAUGGCGGCCAGAAAGCUGCAAACCGAAAUCGACCGUACACUAAAGAAGGUUGGCGAAGGCGUCGAGGUCUUUGAAAGCAUAUAUGAGAAGAUGCAGGCCUCUACAAACCAGACGCAGAAGGAGAAACUGGAGACUGACUUGAAAACACAAAUAAAGAAGCUCCAGCGGUUACGCGACCAGAUCAAGGCCUGGGUAGCAAGCAAUGACAUCAAAGACAAGUCCGCACUCCUGGAAAACCGGAGACUAAUAGAAACUCAAAUGGAGAAGUUCAAGGCCUGCGAGAAGGAAAUGAAGACAAAGGCAUUCUCCAAAGAGGGUCUCAUACAGUCGGCCAAACUGGAUCCUAAAGCCCAAGAGAAGCUCGAGGUUACGACGUGGCUUCAGUCGCAGGUCGAAGAUCUUUUGUUGCAAGUAGAACAGGCAGAAGCGGAAAUUGAGACACUCCAGGGCGGCGGCGGCAAGAAACGCGGAAAGAGUUCAUCAUCUGCUGGUCGUUUGGAAGAUCUAGAACACCUCAAUGAUCGUCGAAAAUGGCACGUCAACCGACUCGAACUCAUCCUUCGUCUCCUGGACAAUGGUUCUUUGACCACGGAUCGUGUACAAGCUCUCAAGGAAGAUGUACAAUAUUUCGUGGAAAGCAACACGGACGAGGACUUCAAUGAAUAUGAGGGCAUAUACGACGAACUUAAUCUUGAAGAAGAGGAGGAACAGUUCGGUCUGGCUGGUGACGACGAGGAAGAUAGCGACGAGUCAGAUAUCGCAAGUGAUGACCUUCCUCCACGAACGCCGAACAAACGACAUGAGAAGGACGAGGAAAGUGUUGCGAGCAGUAAACGUGCUGAAAGUCCCGUGCAAAAGAAGGCUGGAGUGACACUUCAAUUGCGGAAACCAUCAAUUGCAACUGAAGUCAAACCACCGCCAAAUCCAAACUUUGUACAGCAGCCGAUGGCAAGCAUUCUACGAGCUAACUUGCAACCGGCAACCCCACGGCCACCAGUGCAUACACCAAUUCGCUAUGCUGCAGCCGCCGCCGCUGCCGUCACUCCGCAAUCGUCUCAACAGAAUGGAGCAUUACCCCCAACGCCCUCGACAUCACAACCUAUUCCACCCACGCCGUCAACGAAUUUCCCUGAAGCAACGACAUCUACACUCUCAAUAACGCCGUCGGCUUCGCAAAGUGGCUUGCAAGAUUCACAAUUCACAUCCUCGCCAAGCUUGACACAUCCCUCGGUCACGAGCCCGAUGCUAUCAUCUGCUGCAUCACAUCAACAAGAGGGGUCAUUCUAUUCUGGACAGGAUUCACCAGCAAUAUCGGAGGCUGUUCCAAGCUCUAUAAGCGGUCCUGCGGCCACAUCAUCGCCGCAACGUCAACAGAAAGAACCUGCAGCAUCACCUCACCUCGCCAGGGCGCCUUCACCUGCUGCACCGCCACCAGCAUCAGCAUCGGCAGUGCCACAAUUCCAACUGGUCACUAAUGGAGCCUCGCAGAUUACUCAACCCCCCACGCAGUUGCCUGCGUCAGCGUCAUCGCCACUACCUCAACAGAUACAUCAGGCAACAAUAGCUUCAUCAGUACUUCCAACUCCACCCGCAAGUUCGACAUCUGUAACACAGCAGGCGCAACAGUAUCCCCCGGGUAUAAAGGUCCCACAGAGCGUGGAACAGCAACCGGCCCCUGUCCAGCAGCCAAUUGGAGGUUCGCAGAGGCCUUCUUCAACGGCACCAGCUCAGCAGCCGCCGCAUCCUCCUUCGCGUCCAGCUGGUUCAGGCGCAUUCCCUGGCUCUCUAUCAGACCUUGUGGCAUCGUUUGAAACGGUCAAGCAGAAAGCUCCUCAUCGUAUGACAAACCUCGGAGAGGUGCACAAACUCCUUGAAGGCGGUUACUCAAAUGUGCCACAGCCACAGGACACCGAGAAACCAAAGUACUAUGUGCCACGGAAUCCCUUUGCGACCCCAGCAUUUUAUCCUCAGGUUCCUCAUCCUAUCCUGAGCACCCCAGGCAUCUUUUCCCAGAUAGACGUAGAGACUCUCUUCUACGUCUUCUAUUACCUACCGGGAACAUACCAGCAAUAUAUGGCUGCUAAAGAAUUGAAGCGCCAAUCAUGGCGAUUCCAUGUGAAAUAUAUGACAUGGUUCCAGCGACACUCGGAGCCGCAAGCCAUAACAGAAGAAUACGAACAAGGCGUGUAUGUUUACUUCGAUUGGGAGGGAUCAUGGUGCCAGCGCAAGAAAAGCGAUUUCCGGUUUGAAUAUCGUUAUCUUUCGGAGGAUUAAAGGUUUUUUUUCGUUCUUUCAGUCCUUGUUAUCCCCCUUUUUGUCAUUGCUCCCGCCGUGACCAUAUGUAUCGCCAUACGCGCCACUAUUGGACAGUCUUGCCAAUCACAUUCAUACUAACUUGCAACCCUAUUUCUUAAUUAUAGUGAAUGAAUUAUGGUUUGAACAUGCUCA
Messenger RNA from Suillus discolor, 2497 nucleotides. RefSeq names its product Not1 N-terminal domain, CCR4-Not complex component-domain-containing protein. The transcript is spliced from 12 exons. Bases 50 to 2323 code for a protein of 757 amino acids. The record is from RefSeq and is a predicted model, not a curated record. Gene Ontology annotation, biological process: regulation of DNA-templated transcription; nuclear-transcribed mRNA poly(A) tail shortening. Gene Ontology annotation, cellular component: CCR4-NOT core complex; nucleus; P-body. Lineage: Eukaryota; Fungi; Basidiomycota; Agaricomycetes; Boletales; Suillaceae.